GAUUUCAACGUAUUCGCUAGACGGUUGCGGUAGUCAAGCAGAUAUUCUGCUUAAGAAUUUUACACAAAAAUAAAUUCUAAAAAAAAUCGAGCGCUAAAAUAAAAACGUAUACAAGAAAGAUAAAAAAGAAAAAUAAAAAGAUUUUAAUGGAAAAAUAAGCAACUAAAUAAUGAAGAAGUGAAAUAAUAAAAAAGUGCUUUGUAAACAUAAAGAGAUAUAUAAUUAAAUCAUUUUUAAAAUUUGUAAAAUUAAGAAAUAAUGGAAAUUUUCAAAUAUUAAUAAAUGAUUAAUAAAUUCUCUAUAAACGAUUAAGUUAAAAAAACACCAAAAACAACUUCAGCAUGAGUAACAAAUUGUUAUCGCCAGCACUUGCUUUCAAUAGCCAAUAUCAUCAAUUCAUUUAAAAGUUAUUGCCUUUGCAACAAUUCAAAGAAAUACCACAAAAUAAAUUAAAAUUAAAAAAUUAUCUUAUUAAUUAAAUUAUAAGCAAAAUAAAAAAUCCAAUUUAAAUUAACAAAAAAAUGAGUGUUGCAGUCUAUGAAAAUGAAACCGAAACUUGGCAAAAUUUCGAUGAUAAACUUAAAAAUCUACAGCCCCAAGAACAGGAAGCGGUUAAAAAAUUUUGGAGGUCUUUAGUAUUACGCUCACAAAGAGCCUUUUCGGAAAGCAAUGGUAAUUUACCACAAUAUGCCAAUGUACGCAGCUGUAAUUGUUGUCCUUAUGGCUAUCACAUCGAUUUGGAUUUUGUACGCUAUUGUGAAUCGCUGGCCAAUGCUAAGCCAUCCGAAGAAGAAUUACAGCGGCGCAGCCGACGACGAUCACGAAAAUCAAUGGAAUUUAUGUUGGGUUUGGAUUCAAUAUUCGAUCAAUGGGAUAGCAGCGAUAGACAGCAAACUUUAACCGAGCUGCCGCAGGAAAACGAACUGGAUUCGCCAUACCAAACCCUACAACGUACACCCUCUUUCACAUCUACACCCUAUCAGUAUCAACAGCCCUCACGCCAGAGAUCUUCAUCGGUGCCACGUUUUACUUAUGGUUCACAAACCUCAAACUAUCCCCGUUCUGAGUCUCCCUUUGGUACGGCCUCAUCUACCUGUUCCUCUUAUCGAGGAGCAGAAAGUGAUGUUCCAUAUCCGAUGCGCAAACCCGCCGUAAGUCCUCCAGAAACUAAAGCUUUUCUUCAUGAUGCUUUAGAUGAGGUGUGCAGUGAUUUUGAAAGAACUUUAGAGCGUGCUUCUAUGAAGCGUAAAAAGGCGGGUCAAAGAGAUGAUUCAGGAGGUGGGGAUUUGAUUGGUGGUCGAAUCACAAAGCCGGGUCUUAAUAACUACUUUAGCAUGGAUCGUAAUAAUAACUUUCCCAAGGCGAUGAGUUAUAGUUAUCAGGAGAGGCCACGUAAUGGUGGUUGGUCCUGGGAUUCAGCGAAUUAUGUUACAAGAGAUUCCUGUGUAACGGGCAAUAAAUCACCUAGAGCUUCCAGCAUUUACUCUAAAACUUUGCCAUUUCAACAGAAACUAUCACCGGCUGAGCAGCAAUAUGAAUCGUAUGUUAAGGCUACUGUGGCGGCCAAUGCUAAGUCACCAGUGGAGGAAUUACUUUCACCACCUACACCACCACCACGACGUCAUACCUUAACGGCAAAAUUAUCUUUAACCAGUCCACCCACUGCCCUAACCUCGACCGAUAGCGCUCAAUCGCCUGGUUCAGAUAAGGUUUUAUCUAGUUCUUUGUCUUCGCCGAUUAAGGAGGCUGGUGUAGCAGCGGCGGCCGCAGCAGCAGCUGCUGCUGCUACUUCUACAGAUGCCCAAACUUUGUUCAAUAUACGCCAGCAAAUGGCCUUGAGUUUGAAGCGAAUGAAGGAUUUAGAGGAGCAGGUUAAAACUAUACCGGAUUUACAGAGUGAACUCUCCCAACUGCGCGAAGAGAAACAACGCCUACAACAGACUGUCAAAAGCAAAGAGGAAGAACUACAAAAGGCCAAAGAAGCCACACGUUUCUCUUCCUCACCUAGUCCAGUACUUAGUCCGAAAAUAACAUCACCCGUACAAUUUCAACCGCAAAGAGUAAGUCCUAUUUCUUUAGAAAGUAUGGGCGCUAGAAUGCAAUCGAAUAACAAAAAAUCACCCAUAUUAAAGCGGGAUGUAGCGACCAUGUGCAGCAAACAAACUACACGGGAUAUAGCCGUAGGAAGUCCCAUACCGGUACAAAAAACCCAACGAGAUGUAGGCUGUAAUGCUGCGGUAACGAAAAAUAUUACGGAGAAUUUAUAUACUAAAACCGAAGUAGAGGAACGUAUCAGAUUGUCCAUACACCAGCAUGAAGAGGAAAAGAAAUUGGCGAGAUUAAAAGAUCUAAUAUCCGUGGGCACCCAGAUGUAUGUUCCGAAAAAAGACACUAAAGAUAGUGGGGCUCAAACUAAAGCCGAGAAGCCGGUACAAAAACACAAUGUCAGCGUAAUGGCCCAACCGACAACACGUGAAAGUUUUACUAACUGCAAACCAGACGUAAAGACGGUGGGCUGUUCAAAUGAUCGCGUGUCAGAUGUAUUGUGUGAGAAAUGUUUAGUCACGAAACGUACUGUUGCAUGCGCUACCGAAGAUGAAACGAAAGGGGAAACAGCCAAAACAGUCUCUCUUAAGUUAUUGGACAUGCCGGCUCGUAGUAAUACUUUCAGUUUGGGUGAUAAUGAAAAGUUGAAUAUAGCGAAGAAGACUAUAGGAACCCAAUAUACACCCAUAGUACAGCAUUCGGCAGGAAGUCAAACAACAUCUAUACAGCAGCACACGGUGGGGCUGCAGUUUUCACCACAACAGCAAAACACCAGCACACAAUUUGAGCUGUACACUGUGGCGAGACAGACGGAUACUAGGGAUUUGAUAAGACUGUGUACUUCCCAAACUAAUACAGAAGAAAUAGCACCACCCACCCCCGUAAAGGAGGAAAAACCUGAACCUGUUAAACCGGUUCUACACACAAAGGGUUGUAAUACCGAGAUUAAGAAUUUCAAAGAUCAUGGUGUCAAUACCCAGCCGCCCGUCACUACCAACUCCACUUCCUGCAAUACCGAGGAAAUACACAAACGUGAUAUAGCCUGUGGCGAUAUAGUCAAGCCCCAUAUUUCAAUAGCUUGUGCCGAUAAUUACUGUGAUUCUUGCAAAGAUGCCAUUAAAAAUUUAGCUAAAGAUUUCUCGAAAGUGCUGGCCAGUCCGCUACCCACAAGAGCUGCCGAAUCAAAAAUACCACGUCCCAAAAAUCUGCCCAGUCCUAGUCCGGUGAGAAGGCAAUUCUCGCGCCAGAACACCUAUACAGUGACACCCUCUCCAACACCCAGUCCAGUGUCGGAAAAGAAAAAUAUGGCAAGUUCCUUGCAAGAAAAAUCCUCCUCCUCGUCAGCAGCAUUUCAUCAAUUGGAAUCGUCAGGUGAAUCUCAAAGUUUUAUAACCGAGCCAGUAACUUUAAGUGCUAUAACCACACAAAAACCCAAAACAACCACCGCCGCAACAACAGCAGCAGAGGAAAAAUUAGCCUCAUCAUCGAAUAGCUCCCCAGAGGGUUCGCCACAACGUAAAUCCCUGUAUGACCUCAGUAAAUUGGGUGAUAAUGAGCUCAUAGUUAGAGAAGAGAAACGUGUAAGCAUUAGCUGGUCUAGAGACAAUUCACCAGCUCCCACUCCAUCAACAACCACAACAGCUAGUGCUAAUCAAAAACCCUCUACCGAGGAGGAUAAAUUAAAGGCACAAGAAGAGCCCUCACUAGCAGCAGCUGCUGCAGUAUGUGCCAAGGAAAUUUCUCAAGGAGCACGCAAGAAAACUUUACCCUCACCCUUGAAAUCUAGUCAUGAAAGUAAGAAUAAAACCGAAAACCCACAAAAAGAAGCAGAAGAAGAAACUGUACAGAAACCCUUACCCUCCAAGGCUUUGUUACAAAAAAUCGCCAUGAAAGAAACAGAGCCUAGGAAGAAAAUCACUCCCCCUAAAGAUAUGUUAGCCGCUUUGAAAGCCAUCAACAAUUCUUUGUUGAAAAAAUUGGGCUCCAAACCCAUUUCAUCUUUGAGUUUAAAGAGCUCCAAACAAACCAUACAACAGGAAUGGUUCCGCUUAUCCAGCUCUGAGAAUGCCGAUCCCCAUGAAGUUGAAGAUUAUUUGGAUUGUUUUGGAUUAUCGGUGCCAUUAUUAGAAUACUGUGUUAAUAUGGAUGCCAAUGGCAACACCGCUAUGCAUUAUGCUGUUUCGCAUGGUAACUUUGACGUUGUAUCCAUAUUGUUGGAUUCAAAGGUUUGCAACGUAAACCAAAUGAAUAACGCAGGAUACACCAGCGUUAUGCUCGUUUCAUUGGCAAAAUUGAAAAAUGCAGAACAUCGUACCGUCGUUGAACGACUGUUUCAGAUGGCUGAUGUCAAUAUACGAGCUAAAAAGCAUUGCCAAACAGCUUUGAUGCUAGCUGUGUCGCAUGGUAAUCUGGAAAUGGUUCAACUACUAUUGGCAGCUGGAGCUGAUAUUAAUAUACAAGAUGAAGAUGGCAGCACUGCUCUGAUGUGUGCUGCCGAACAUGGUCGCAGUGAUAUUGUUAAACACUUACUAACUCAUCCCGAUUGUGAUUCAUUAAUACAAGAUGUGGAUGGCAGCACCGCUUUUAAGAUCGCCUGGCAAGCGGGCCAUCGUGAUAUUGGCAUUUUCUUGUAUGUCCAUGAGCAAAUGUUGCGCAGCAAAAUGCCCAACCGAGGUGAAAAUUUGACCUUAAAACGCAGUCCACCCGCCACUUCACCACGUUAUACCCACAAAAGGCAGCCCUCUAAAUAAGGCAUUUGAAGAAGGUUCAUUUAUUUUGAAAUAUUUGAAUUCUGAAAAACAUUAUUUAAAAGCCAGUGUUAAGUUAGUUAAACAAACGAACAAAGUUUUUUAGUUUUUAAUUUAUUUAAACUCAAUUUAAAGCAUUUUGAAUGCCAGAUAAAUUUAAUAAAUAAUGAAAACGAAAAUUGCAAGAAAACACAGAAACACCUGUUGAUAAGAAGCCUCUACAUUCCAAUCCUUUAAAAAUUAAAGCAAUUAGUUCGAAAUUUCAAAGAACUAAGGACAACGAAUCAAGCGAUCAAACGAUAAAAUAGGUGUUUUCUAAAUAAUUAAGAACAUUUCUUUAAAAAAAGCGCACAAUUGCAUAAUAACAAAUUUUUGCAUAAUAUUUUUUCUUAAAUAAAAGCACAAAUAACAAUUCUACAAAUUUUAUAAAAAAUAAUUAACAACACAAGUCCCUCCAAUAAAUGUUUUUAAAAGCAUGAAAAAUUAACACAAAAACAAAAUCGGGUUCUUAAACAAAAUCUAUUAACUUAAACGAAAUUCUAAAUUUAA
This is a messenger RNA of Lucilia sericata (common green bottle fly), 5342 nucleotides long. It is a transcript of the gene Kank, whose product is annotated as KN motif and ankyrin repeat domain-containing protein 1. Gene Ontology annotation, molecular function: protein binding. NCBI's taxonomy places the organism in Eukaryota, Metazoa, Arthropoda, Insecta, Diptera, Calliphoridae. The record is from RefSeq and is a predicted model, not a curated record. Gene Ontology annotation, cellular component: cytoskeleton; cytoplasm. Gene Ontology annotation, biological process: negative regulation of actin filament polymerization.